This is a messenger RNA of Balaenoptera musculus (blue whale), 1998 nucleotides long. RefSeq names its product ER membrane protein complex subunit 10 (gene EMC10). The coding region runs from base 57 to 821 and encodes 254 amino acids. The record is from RefSeq and is a predicted model, not a curated record. Gene Ontology annotation, cellular component: EMC complex. Lineage: Eukaryota; Metazoa; Chordata; Mammalia; Artiodactyla; Balaenopteridae. The transcript is spliced from 8 exons.
CGUGCUCCGCGGCGCCCGGCUCAUUCCAGCCCCUUGGCUGGUGGGACGGGGCCGAAAUGGCCGCGCCCGGCGCUGGGGCGACUAGGCUGCUCCUGCUCUUGCUGAUGGCGGCAGCAGCCCCCAGCCGGGCGCGGGGUAGUGGUUGCCGGUCCGGGGCCGCUGUGCGGGGGGCGGGGGCAGAAGGUCGAGAGGGCGAGGGCUGCGGCGCCGUGGGGCUGCUGCUGGAGCACUCAUUUGAGAUCGAUGACAGUGCCCACUUCCGGAAGCGGGGCUCGCUGCUCUGGAACCAGCAAGAUGGCACUUUGUCUUUGUCGCAGCGGCAGCUCAGCGAGGAGGAGCGGGGCCAGCUCCGGGAUGUGGCCGCGCUGAAUGGCCUGUACCGUGUCCGGAUUCCACGGCGGCCUGGGGCCCCUGACGGCCCAGAAGCCGGUGGCUAUGUCUCCUCCUUUGUCCCCGCGUGCUCCCUGGUAGAGUCGCACCUCUCGGACCAGCUGACCCUGCACGUGGACGUGGCCGGCAACGUGGUGGGGGUGUCGGUGGUGACGUACCCUGGAGGCUGCCGGGGCCACGAGGUGGAGGACGUGGACCUGGAGCUGUUCAACACCUCAGUGCAGCUGCAGCCGCCGGUCCCGGCGCCAGGGCCCGAGACGGCGGCCUUCAUCGAGCGCUUGGAGAUGGAGCAGGCCCAGAAAGCCAAGAACCCGCAGGAGCAGAAGUCCUUUUUCGCGAAAUAUUGGCACCUCAUCCUGGGGGGGGCCGUGUUGCUCACAGCCCUGCGUCCUGCUGCCCCCGGGCUCGCACCGCCACCGCACGAGGCCUGAUGGAUGUACAUCAUUCCCGUGGUCCUGUUCCUCAUGAUGUCGGGAGCACCGGACGCCGGGGGCCAGGGCGGGGGCGGCGGCGGCGGCGGAGGUGGUGGCCGGUGAGGGGCCCAGGGCCCGUGAGUGCCCCGUCGUCUUUCGCUCAGCGGACGCCCUUCCUGCCCAGCGUGCUUGUGUCCUUGGUCAUCACAGGAAGGAUUUGCCGGCCCCUCCUGUCUCCCCGUCGCAUGAGGGUAGGAGAGCGCCCCCUCCCCAGGAGUCCCUUCCCUCUGGGCCUUGGCGUUACUGGUGGCGGAAGGGCGGCGGGUUCUGGGCCCUGCUGCACCCCGCCCUCCCCUGUGGCCCCGCUGUAGCCCCAGAGGCUUCCCUUUGCCACAGGGUAGAGCCCAAGCUCCUGGUCCAGCUCUGACUUCACUUCUGGUUCCCCCCACUCCACCCCCUGAGGCCCUGCAGUUUGGGAACAUGCCUAGUUCUCUCCAGCCUCUGUGCCUUUGUCGUGGUCUUCUCGCCCUGCCUGGCCAGGUUAGAUGAUACCCCUAACUUGUCUGACACUGGAUUGGGACACUAGCCUCUUGUCUGUCUGCCCUUGAGGGCAUCCUGGGGCUCCUCGCAGCCCAGAGCUGGCACAGAGCAGGGGGGGCUGGCCACGGGCGCCCCCUUUUCCAUCCCUCCGUGCAGCCCUGUCCCCUGUUUUGGCCUGUGUCUGCCCACGGCUCUGAGUGGGAGUUGAGAACUCCUGCCAUCAGGAUGCCAGGCCCUCCGUAGGCUUCUGGGCUUGAAGAAGUGAUGUUGAAAGUCAAAACAAACAUUUAGUGGAGUCAGGGGCCAGAUGAUGUAAAUAGAAUCCCUUUCCUGGCCUGGGUAUCUUCCCUGGGACUUUGCUGGGUCCUUGCUAUCUAUAUCUCCUUCUCCUUUCGUCUAUUUAAAAACAUUGACAAGGCAACAUAUUGAAAUAGGUAAACAUUUUGGAAAGUUACAACUUGCAGCAGCCAGUGCAACUGUUGACUUGGCUAAGAGGCAGUCAGGAUGUAGGAGCGCUGCCGAAGUCCCCUGGUCACUGUGUGUGUUAUUCAGAAACACCAAAAAAUGGCUGCCGUCGUCAUGGUAACGGCUGCAUCAGGCUCCACGGUGUCUGGGUAGCAGAUCAUUAAACGGUCCCCCAAACGUUCAACGUUCA